Messenger RNA from Vigna angularis (adzuki bean), 829 nucleotides. RefSeq lists its product as uncharacterized. NCBI's taxonomy places the organism in Eukaryota, Viridiplantae, Streptophyta, Magnoliopsida, Fabales, Fabaceae. The transcript is spliced from 5 exons. The coding region runs from base 137 to 490 and encodes 117 amino acids. Gene Ontology annotation, molecular function: transcription coactivator activity. Gene Ontology annotation, cellular component: nucleus. Gene Ontology annotation, biological process: regulation of DNA-templated transcription. The record is from RefSeq and is a predicted model, not a curated record.
AAAAAAAAUAGACUUGAGAUUUUUUUCACUCCAUUAAACCACCAAGAAUAGAAUUAUUUAAUGAGUAUGAAGAGUGGACGCAGAUCGGGUAAGUGCGAAAGCAAAGAAUAGAAUCAUUGGGUGUCGAUCUAAACAGAUGAUGAUGCGAUACAAAGAGGAAAAAGAAGCAAAGAAGGAAGCUUUUAGAAAAUAUCUGGAAACAAGUGGAGCUGUGGAUGCUCUCACCAAAGUUCUCGUUGCUUUGUACGAGCAAAACGACAAGCCUUCUUCUGCCGUUGAGUUCAUUCAACAGAAGCUCAGCUGUCCUUCCAUCUCCGAGUAUGAAAAAUUGCAGGCCGAAUUCUCCGAUCUGCAAAUCAAAUACAACGAGCUGUUGGCAGCGCACCAGAGAACCUGCAAAGAGUUAGAAGAAAUCAAAAGCUCACAUGUCUUGGCGACGGUAUCUACCAAAGAAACAACUGACAAUGAAUCUCCGAAAGAUGGGCUCUAAAGCUUCCACGUUGAAACUUGCAAUUCUUGUGGGUAACCUGGUUUGAAAAUUUUCCGAAGUGUUUUUUUUUUUCAGUAGAGGUGACUACUGAUUGUGAAUAAGAUUUUUGGGAAUUUAGUUUUUAACCGAACCUCCAUGGUAUCAUAUUAUUCAUGUAUCCCAAUCUCAGCUACUGAGAUUAGACCAUUGUUGUUGGUGGUGGUGGCAAGUGACAAUUGGUAGAUUUUGGUUAUAGGGGAUUCCGUUAUAACUUGUAAUCACCUCUUCAGUCUACAUAAGCUGUGACCUAUGUGUAAAAUGGUGUUGCUUUCUUAUCAAGUAUUUCGCACAGAAUUUUGC